AUGGAGAGUCGACUCCCUGCUCCCGAGGUCCACAAAGCCGUCAACUUGUUGAUUGAUAACCUGGUGAACAUUAAAGACGAGACCGGCAAGUUCCUCCUGCACCUACCCGACGGUCGCAUCAUCGACACCAAAUCCUGGAAUGGCUGGGAGUGGACCCACGGCAUUGGCCUGUAUGGUGUAUGGCAAUACUACGAGAUGACCGGCGAUCCGAAGCUGUUGCGCAUAAUGGAGGAUUGGUUUGCUGCCCGGUUCGCCGAGGGCGGCACCACGAAGAACAUCAACACCAUGGCCGUCUUCCUGACGUUGGCAUAUUUGUACGAGAAAACUGGAAACAUCACCUACUUGCCAUGGUUGGACGCCUGGGCUGAAUGGGCGAUGUAUGAGCUGCCUCGCACUCGGUAUGACGGCAUGCAACACAUGACCUAUCUCACCGAAAACUACCAGCAGCUAUGGGACGAUACUUUGAUGAUGACCGUGAUGCCGCUGGCCAAGAUUGGAAAGCUUCUCAACCGCCCGGAAUAUAUUGAUGAGGCCAAAAAGCAAUUCCUAACACACAUCAAGUACCUGUUCGAUACCCGCACAGGUCUCUUCUUUCAUGGUUGGACCUUCGAAGACGGCGGGCAUAACUUUGCGAACGCUCGUUGGGCUCGCGGCAACAGCUGGGUCACUAUCGUGAUCCCUGAGUUCAUCGAUCUGCUAGAUCUGAAGCCGAACGACCCGAUCCGGCUGCACCUCAUUGACACACUGGAGGCACAGUGUCAGGCGCUCAAGCGUCUUCAGGCAGAAUCGGGCGCUUGGCACACUCUUCUCGAUCACCCCGAUUCCUACUUGGAGGCAUCUGCUACGGCUGGAUUUGCAUAUGGUAUCCUCAAGGCGGUGCGCAAAAGGUAUAUCGGCGCUCAUUAUCGGCCUGUUGCCGAGAAGGCUAUCGCGUCCGUGCUAAAGGAUGUGGAUGAGAAAGGCGAACUGCGCAAUACUAGCUUCGGAACUGGGAUGGGCGACUCGCUCGAGUUCUACAAGCAGAUCCCGUUGACGGCGAUGCCGUACGGGCAGGCGAUGGCUAUAAUGGCACUGGGAGAGUACUUGCGGACGUACUUGUAG
Messenger RNA from Penicillium lagena, 1101 nucleotides. Its product is annotated as glycoside hydrolase family 88/105 protein. The record is from RefSeq and is a predicted model, not a curated record. NCBI's taxonomy places the organism in Eukaryota, Fungi, Ascomycota, Eurotiomycetes, Eurotiales, Aspergillaceae. Gene Ontology annotation, biological process: carbohydrate metabolic process. Bases 1 to 1101 code for a protein of 366 amino acids. The transcript has a single exon.